Messenger RNA from Teleopsis dalmanni, 712 nucleotides. Its product is annotated as cuticle protein 8-like. Gene Ontology annotation, cellular component: extracellular matrix. The coding region runs from base 75 to 446 and encodes 123 amino acids. Lineage: Eukaryota; Metazoa; Arthropoda; Insecta; Diptera; Diopsidae. The record is from RefSeq and is a predicted model, not a curated record. The transcript has 2 exons.
AAGCAUUCGAAGUCAGCAAGCUGAGAUAUCAGUAACACAAGUGUUCCUUGCUAUUAAUAUAAAACUAAUUAAAAAUGUCGUUGAAGAUUGCAGCCCUUUUAAUCUGCCUUGCAGUAGUGGUCAAUUCACAAUAUUAUGGACAAAAAGAUGAUGACGAAAAGGGUCCCGUUAAAUAUGAAUUCAGUUACAGUGUAAAGGAUCCCAAAACAAAGGACAUAAAAAGCCAAAAGGAGACUCGCAAGGAUGACAAAGUUGAAGGCUAUUAUGAAUUGAUCGAUUCCGAUGGAAAACAGCGUAUCGUGAAAUACAAAUCCGAUAAAAAGACUGGAUUUGAAGCUAUAGUCGAGCGCAAGCCAACUAAUAUUAAAGUUCCAAUUCCAGUUCUUAAAUACGAAGACCAGCGAGACGAUUUGGAUGAAAAGAAAUACUAUUCGCUUAAUUAUUGAUAGACUGUUUUAAACAUUCAUCAUCAUGCUUUAUAUUUGCUAUGUCAUCUUCGGAGGCUGCUUAGUAGUCUCAAUCUCUCAUAUAUUCAAUUAUUGACUUAUUUACCCAUAAGUUGAUAAAGAAUACAAUCUUAAAUAUAAACUUAUAAUAAUCGUUUGCAGUACUGUGUAUAUAGAUAAGUUGGUGUAGAACGUAGUAAUUAUUUUUGAAUAAACAUGUUCAGCACAUCUAUAAUUUGGUGUUAAAAUACAAUACCAUUAAAAAU